Messenger RNA from Caenorhabditis elegans, 1127 nucleotides. RefSeq names its product Regulator of G-protein signaling rgs-10 (gene rgs-10). Lineage: Eukaryota; Metazoa; Nematoda; Chromadorea; Rhabditida; Rhabditidae. The transcript is spliced from 5 exons. Bases 167 to 979 code for a protein of 270 amino acids. The record is from RefSeq and is marked reviewed.
AGACAAUUGUUGGUUGUGACAUCAAAAUACCAACCCUUGACUAUUUUGAUCACCGCCAUAAUAUUGCCUUGUGGGAAUGCAGAACACGCACCAUAACAAAACCAAACGGCCUCACUUCUCGUGAACACUGCCACACAGUCUCCAGUUCUACUAACCUCUCUUUCGGAUGUCUUUGGCUGUCUUCAGUCCUUGCGAUGUUGCUAGCAAAUUGCUCAGCGAAGUGGUCGGCGAGAAAUAUCCAAAAGUGGAUGAUGACGAUAGCAUUGUUGAACCGGUCACCAGUCUCUGCCUUCCUCAACUCUCCUACGAGGAUUUCCAUCAUUUCUCGGUGAUUCCACUUUGGAAUAAAACGUUUCCAUGUCGGCUUGCUACAGAAUGGAACCCGAAAAACAAGAAAGAUGCUCCACCGAAGAAGAAAAAUGCUUUAGUGAUUCUGGAGCGUGUUGCGUCUCGGAGCAACCAAAAUGCAGUAUCACGAGUUAUUAAUAUUUUGCGAUCAAAAGUUCACUUGAUGUUUUCCAGCUCUAAUGAACUUCCGUCCAGCGAGGAUGUUGAACGUUGGAAGAAGUCGCCUGAAACUUUGGCCGCCAGCGAGUACGGUUGCAAUCUAUUCAUUCAGUUUCUGAAAGAACAGACUUCGGAGAAUGAAGUUGACUUUUGGUUGGAUUGCCAGAAGUUCAGAUCCUCAAAGAUGAGUUCGAGACAGAACGAAGCGCGCCGCAUUUUUGACGAGUAUUUUGCCAUGGGUUCUCCCAAAAAGAUCUACAUCGAGAGAUACCUCUGGUGCGUAGUUCAAGCCUAUCUUGUCAAUGAUCCAGGAUGGCGACACACCUUUGAUGUUGCUCAAGCAUACGUUGGCCUGAAAUUGGCGAAGAAGUCGCACAAAAAGUUCCUCGAAGACCCCCUCUACUUGGACCUUGUUGAGUUAGUAACUUCUGGUGUAAAUUACAACAAAUUUUGGCAUGAUAAAUUAGAAUAGGACAAAACUUUUGAUACUUUGCUUUUUUUGUACCAUGUAUCCAUUCCAUUUUAAUAGUUAUUGUCAAAUUUUUGACUCAACAUUUAUUGUGCAUUUUUUGUUUCACAUCCAUGCUCGAGCGACACCAAAUAAAACUGUAGAGCAGAAU